Neltuma alba is the source of this 1920-nucleotide messenger RNA. Its product is annotated as pentatricopeptide repeat-containing protein At1g20230-like. The transcript has 3 exons. The record is from RefSeq and is a predicted model, not a curated record. Lineage: Eukaryota; Viridiplantae; Streptophyta; Magnoliopsida; Fabales; Fabaceae. The coding region runs from base 1054 to 1689 and encodes 211 amino acids. Gene Ontology annotation, biological process: RNA modification. Gene Ontology annotation, molecular function: RNA binding; protein binding.
CCAUUUCAUUGGGAAUUAGGCACUUCAAAAUCGCCUUUCAACUGAAAUUGUUACUUUGGGGCAUAUUAUCAAACAAUUUGCAUUGUCAGAGCUUACAAUUCCUUUCCCGAUGAUUUCCCCUUCAUAUCUUUGACUUAAUGUGUUGAAGUCUCUGAUCAUGCUUCAUGGUGCUAUCUGCUCCUCCGUUGAGAAGUACGCAUUUCUCAUUUCUCAAUGCAUCACAACCAGAAAUUUGAAACUUGGCGAGGCCUUGCACUCUCAUCUUAUCAAAUCCGCAUUUUUCUUCGAUUCUUUCCUUACCAACCGUCUCAUAGACAUGUACAUUAAGUGCAGCUGUGUGGAGAGUGCCCAAAGGGCCUUUGAGGAUCUUUCCCAUAAGACAACACGUACGUGGAAUAUGAUGAUCUCUUUCUACUCUAAAAUGGGUUUGUUUGACAGGGCUCACUCACUGUUUGAUAAAAUGCCUGAACCAAAUCUUAUCAGUUAUAAUUCAUUGAUCACUGGUCUGACACAUAAUGCGUUUCACAAAGAAUCAGUGAAGCUUUUCUGGAAGAUGCAGAAGGAUUAUGAUUGUUUACUAUUAGAUGAGUUUACGCUCGUUAGCAUAGUUGGCAGUUGUGCCUCUUUAGCUUCCCUUUAUUGGUUGCGUCAAGUCCAUGGGAUCGCAGUUAUAAUUGGUUUGGAGGGGAACGUAGUCCUUAACAAUGCUUUAAUUGAUGCUUAUGGAAAAUGUGACUUACCCAACAUCUCUAGUUCUAUAUUUUAUGGAAUGCCAGAGAGAGAUGUUGUGUCUUGGACUUCGAUGAUUGCGGCUUACACAAGGGCUACUAGAUUGGAAGAGGCGUGUAGGAUAUUUAACGAAAUGCCAAUGAAAAAUAAUGUGUCUUGGACUGCUUUGAUAACGGGUUUCGCACGAAAUGGGCGUUUUGAGGAAGCUCUGGAUCUUUUUGGGCAAAUGCUGGAGGAAGGAGUAUGGCCUAGUGCUCCAACUAAUGUCACUGCCUUAAGUGCUUGUGCAGAUAUGGCACUUAUUGAAAGAGCAAGUGCGGGGAUAUGAAAUCGGCUGAAAAUUUGUUCAACACGGCUCCUUUGAGGGAUAUAAUCUCUUGGAACACAUUAAUAACCGGGUUUGCACAGAAUGGCCACGGUUUAGAUAAUGAAGGACUAGAGUUGAAAGACAUGAUGGAAAAGCAGUAUGGCUUGAAGCCCAGACUUGAUCACUAUGCUAUAUUGAUUGAUUUGCUUGGGAGGAAAAACAGAUUCGAGGAAGCUCUGGAUUUAAUCGAGAGAACACCAGAUGCUACGGAUCACAUUGCCAUUUGGGGAGCACUACUGGCUGCUUGUCGUGUCCAUGGGAAUUUGGACCUUGCAAGUAGGUCUGCAGAAGCUCUGUUCAAGCAUGAACCUGAAAACACAGCUAGAUAUGUUAUGCUGUCAAACAUAUAUGCAGCAUUAGGAAGAUGGAAUGAUGCCAAUAGAAUCAAAAGAAUCAUGAAGGAGAAAGGCUUAAAGAAAGAGGCAGGUUGCAGUUGGAUUGAGUUAAGAAAUACAAGACAUGAGUUUAGAGCCAAGGACAAGUGUCAUGGCCAAAUUGUAGAGAUAUGUGGAAUAAUCAGUAACUUGGUCCAUAAUAUGAAAGAUGUUGGAUACCAAUAUCAUAACAGUUGCCAUUCUCUUCCUGGUGAAUAAGACAAUUUAUACUUUUACUAGAUCACACUUCUCAGUUUGAUUUUUAGUAAAUAGGAAUGCUGGCUUGAUGUGAAUAAUAUGGUGGCUAAGACAUAACAGCUCUUUUGAGGAUCCAUGCGCAGGCCGCGUCUCUUUGUGGAGGUCCUUUUAAUGUUGUUUAGCACUAAUGUUGUACCUUAUACUCUGAGAAUGUACACUUGGCAAUGAAUUACUCACUUUGAAUUGUAUUUA